GUACCGCGACACAGGCGGGAAUGACGUCGAAACCGCUCCGACACAUGUCGCUGCUGUAAAAAUGCGUUAGCUCUGACUGAAAUUUGAAGAAUUAAUUUGGAAUAUUGUGGUUAUCCAAUGUUCGUGUUGCCAUCCUUGUAAAAAUGUUAUUAGAAGCGGUGGACGCGGAUGAAACGACUGUCUUUCAAGAGGUUGCCGCCUCUGUGCAGGUUCAGGUGGAGCCGGUGGGCCGCUGGUUCGAAGCAUAUGUGAAGAGGAGAAACCGGACCGUGUCGACCUCCUUUCAGGAGUUGGAGGAGGAAGAGGAGUCCUCUGAGGAGUCGGAUGAUGAGGAUUUUCAGUUGGAAGAGCAUCCCAUGCUCCGAACGCUCGAUCCAAAAGACUGGAAGAAUCAAGACCACUACGCCGUCCUCGGUCUUCCGCACCUGAGAUACAAAGCCACUCAAAAACAGAUCAAAGCUGCCCACAAAGCCAUUGUGUUGAAGCACCAUCCGGACAAAAGGAAAGCUGCAGGCGAGCAGAUUUCGGAAGGCGACAAUGACUAUUUCACGUGCAUCACCAAAGCGAUCGAAACCCUGUCUGACCCUGUGAGACGGCGAGCCUUCGACAGCGUCGAUCCCACAUUUGAUAACAGCGUGCCCUCCAAGGGGGAAGGCAAAGAAAACUUCUUCCAGGUGUUUCCCGCUGUUUUUGAGAGGAAUUCCCGGUGGUCGACCAAAAAGCAUGCACCCAGCAUCGGCACGACAGAGUCUUCCUUUGAAGAAGUGGAUAACUUCUACUCCUUUUGGUACAAUUUUGAUUCCUGGAGGGAAUUCUCGUACCUGGAUGAAGAGGAGAAGGACAAGGCUGAGUGUCGAGACGAGAGGAGAUGGAUCGAAAAGCAGAAUCGAGCUUCCAGAGCUCAGAGGAAGAAGGAGGAGAUGAUCAGAAUACGAACGCUAGUUGAUACGGCCUACAGUUGCGAUCCGAGGAUCAAGAGGUUCAAAGAGGAGGAGAAAGCCCGCAAGGAGUCCGAGAAGAAGGCAAAAGUCGAGGCCAAGAAGAAAGAGCAGGAAGAAAAGGAGCGAGUCCGCCAGGCUGAGAUGGAGGCGGCUCGUUUGGCCAAGGAAAAAGAAGACGAAGAAGCCAAGCAGGCGGCCCAGCUGGCCAAGAAGGAAAAAGACAUCCAGAAGAAAGCCAUGAAGAAGGAGAGGCAGAAGCUCAGAACUUCCUGCAAGAACUGGAAUUACUUUGCGGACGGCGAGGCCGAAAACGUGAAGAUGAUGGAGGAGGUGGAGAAGCUCUGUGACAGGCUCGAACUCGCCAGCCUGCAGAGCCUCAAUGAAAUCCUGGCCUCCGCUUCAAAGGAGGACAGCAAAGUGGCGGUUGAGAAGCAGGUGCAGGAGGUGAACGUGCAGCUUCAGAGGGAGCGGGACGCCGAGGUGCAGGCGAUGCAGGCCUCUCGCGGCGCCGAGCAGGCCGGCGGAGGCGGAGCAGUGGGCGGGGGUGGCGGCGGGAAAGGUUGGAAUGAGGAAGACCUCCAAUUGCUCAUUAAGGCCGUCAACCUCUUCCCGGCUGGAACCAACGCCAGAUGGGAAGUUAUUGCUAACUAUAUGAAUCUGCACUCCACAAGCGGCAUGAAGAGGACAGCCAAAGACGUCAUCAACAAAGCCAAGAGUUUGCAACGGCUUGGUAAAUAGACAAACACACUUAGAUUUGGUCUGACAUAUUUCUGCAUCUUUUAUUAAUUAUUUACCAUUGUGUGGGGUGCGGCUCCUU
Messenger RNA from Hippocampus comes (tiger tail seahorse), 1758 nucleotides. Its product is annotated as dnaJ homolog subfamily C member 2-like. The coding region runs from base 144 to 1679 and encodes 511 amino acids. Gene Ontology annotation, biological process: 'de novo' cotranslational protein folding; regulation of translational fidelity. NCBI's taxonomy places the organism in Eukaryota, Metazoa, Chordata, Actinopteri, Syngnathiformes, Syngnathidae. Gene Ontology annotation, cellular component: cytosol. The record is from RefSeq and is a predicted model, not a curated record. Gene Ontology annotation, molecular function: Hsp70 protein binding; ribosome binding. The transcript is spliced from 13 exons.